GACAUGGAAGCCGUUUUGUGAACAGCAUACCACGGCAUGUCAACUAACAUUUUGUAGAAAUAGGCAUUUCGAGGAACCUUUCAUCGUGAAAGGUACAGAAAUGAAAAAGCAUUGUUUCAGAGCUGCCUACCUGACAGCAGCAGGCAUCUCACAAGUGCUCAAUCGAAUGAAUCGUCCUUUCAAAGUCACUGUCGGCAUUGAUGGAUCUGUCUAUCGUUUUCACCCGUUCUUUAAGCGACUACUAGAAGAAAAGAUUAAUGUUCUUAUAACCAAAGGAGUACGAUACCAACUAAUGCUAUCAAAAGAUGGCAGCGGUAUUGGUGCAGCCGUGGUGGCGGCAGUUGCUACUCGUAUGCGAAGGGAAAAGGAAAGAAAACGUGCCUAA
Messenger RNA from Cylicostephanus goldi, 385 nucleotides. NCBI's taxonomy places the organism in Eukaryota, Metazoa, Nematoda, Chromadorea, Rhabditida, Strongylidae. The record is from the annotation of a GenBank genome assembly.